Lactuca saligna is the source of this 1721-nucleotide messenger RNA. Lineage: Eukaryota; Viridiplantae; Streptophyta; Magnoliopsida; Asterales; Asteraceae. The record is from the annotation of a GenBank genome assembly.
CCUAUUUUAUGCUACAUGGUUUUUGAAAUAUACAUGUUGCUUUCCUUAAUUUUCGUAUAAAAACCUUAACAAGUUUAGAAAUCCAAAACAUCUCAGUUACACCUUCUCUUUGGUUACUUCCCUACUAACUUUCAAGAAUUUUCAUGGUAUACGCAAUAGCCAUGUUGUUCCUUGUUGUGUUAGCGGCAUAUUCAUCAAUCUUUACGGCAUCACAUGAAUUCACUAAUAUUUUAGGAGCCAAUUCCAGUUUAUCGUCUUCAUUUCCAACAAACUUCUUAUUUGGAACUGCAUCCUCUUCUUAUCAGUUCGAAGGAGCUUAUCUUACUCAUGGGAAAGGUCUCAGUAACUGGGAUACUUUCUCACAUAAACCUGGUAAUAUCGCUGAUGGUUCUAAUGGAGAUAUCGCGGUUGAUCAUUACCACAUGUAUCUUGAAGACAUUGAGCUUAUGGAGUACAUCGGAGUUAAUACCUUUCGUUUCUCCAUAUCAUGGGCUAGAAUUUUACCAAAGGGAAUUUUUGGAGAUGUUAACAUGGCUGGAAUAAGGCACUACGACAAUCUCAUCAAUUCCUUGCUAGGAAAAGGAAUCGAACCAUUUGUGUCAUUGACUCAUUACGACAUACCUCAGGAACUUGAAGAUAAAUAUGGUGGUUGGUUAAGUUCCCAAGUCCAGAAAGAUUUUGCAUAUUAUGCAAAUAUAUGUUUCAAAUACUAUGGGGAUCGGGUCAAGCAUUGGGUCACCUUCAAUGAACCAAAUGUGGUUGCCAUUCGUGGUUAUAGAUCAGGGAUUUACCCACCAGCUAGGUGUUCUGGUUCUUUUGGGAAUUGUAGCUCUGGGGAUUCUGAAAGGGAACCAUUUAUAGUAGCUCAUAAUAUGAUCCUAUCCCAUGCUGCAGCAGUCGAUAUUUAUCGGACUAAAUAUCAGGGGAAACAAAACGCCAGCAUUGGGAUUGUUAUGAAUGCUGUAUGGUAUGAACCCAUUAGCAAUUCCUCAGAAGAUCGACUUGCUGCUCAGAGAGCUCAAUCUUUCUACAUGAAUUGGUUCUUGGACCCGAUUAUAUUCGGAAAGUAUCCUCAGGAAAUGAAAGAUAUUCUAGGAUCUUUAUUACCCCACUUCUCAAAAGAUUACUUCAAGAAGCUAAAGAAUGGAUUAGACUUCAUCGGUGUCAACCAUUAUACAAGUUUCUAUGUCAAAGACUGUUUACACUCAACAUGCGAACAAGGACCUGGAAUUUCCAAGACAGAGGGUUAUUAUCUCAGAACUGCUCUUAAGAACAACGCUCUAAUAGGAGAAUCUACUGCAUUGGAUUGGCUUUAUAUUUAUCCCGAAGGAAUGGAGAAGAUGGUGAUUUAUCUCAAGAACAGAUACAAUAAUAUACCAAUUUUUAUCACGGAGAAUGGAUUGGGCGUGAUGAACCAGCCUGAUUCAAACGUAGAUAGUUGCCUCAACGAUGACAAACGAAUAGAAUACAUGAAGAGCUACUUGGAUGCCUUACUUUCUGCAAUAAGGAAAGGAGCUGAUGUUAGAGGUUACUUUGCUUGGUCGUUGUUGGACAACUUUGAGUGGUUAUCUGGAUACACAAUAAGAUUUGGGCUUUACCAUGUUGACUAUCUUACUCUUAAGAGGACACCAAAAACAUCAGCAAAAUGGUACAAACAGUUUAUUUCAAACUUUACAAGGUUUGAAGAUGCAACAUCGUAUCACAUGUUGAUGAAGCAAUGA